Camelus dromedarius (Arabian camel) is the source of this 6928-nucleotide messenger RNA. It is a transcript of the gene CACNG8, whose product is annotated as calcium voltage-gated channel auxiliary subunit gamma 8. NCBI's taxonomy places the organism in Eukaryota, Metazoa, Chordata, Mammalia, Artiodactyla, Camelidae. The record is from RefSeq and is a predicted model, not a curated record. Gene Ontology annotation, biological process: calcium ion transport; transmission of nerve impulse; positive regulation of synaptic transmission, glutamatergic. The coding region runs from base 139 to 1323 and encodes 394 amino acids. The transcript has 4 exons. Gene Ontology annotation, cellular component: AMPA glutamate receptor complex; postsynaptic density membrane. Gene Ontology annotation, molecular function: voltage-gated calcium channel activity; channel regulator activity.
UGGUGGCCCACGGCCCCCCGGCUGCCCGUGGUCAAACUGGAGUCGCUGAAGCGCUGGAACGAAGAGAGGGGCCUUUGGUGCGAGAAGGGGGUGCAGGUGCUGCUGACGACGGUGGGCGCCUUCGCCGCCUUCGGCCUCAUGACCAUCGCCAUCAGCACCGACUACUGGCUCUACACGCGCGCCUUCAUCUGCAACACCACCAACCUCACGGCGGGCGACGACGGCCCCCCCCACCGCGGGGGCAGCGGCUCCUCCGAGAAGAAGGACCCCGGCGGCCUCACCCACUCGGGCCUCUGGAGGAUCUGCUGCCUGGAAGGGUUGAAAAGAGGCGUCUGCGUGAAGAUCAACCAUUUCCCGGAGGACACGGACUACGACCAUGACAGCGCGGAGUAUCUGCUCCGGGUCGUCCGGGCCUCCAGCAUCUUCCCCAUCCUCAGCGCCAUCCUGCUGCUGCUUGGGGGUGUGUGCGUGGCGGCCUCCCGGGUCUACAAGUCCAAGAGGAACAUCAUUCUGGGCGCAGGGAUCCUGUUCGUGGCAGCAGGCCUGAGCAACAUCAUCGGCGUGAUCGUGUACAUCUCGGCCAACGCGGGCGAGCCGGGCCCGAAGCGGGACGAGGAGAAGAAGAACCACUACUCUUACGGCUGGUCCUUCUACUUCGGCGGGCUGUCGUUCAUCCUGGCAGAGGUGAUCGGCGUGCUGGCCGUCAACAUCUACAUCGAGCGCAGCCGCGAGGCGCACUGCCAGUCUCGCUCGGACCUGCUCAAGGCCGGCGGGGGCGCGGGCGGCAGUGGCGGGAGCGGCCCCUCGGCCAUCCUCCGUCUGCCCAGUUACCGCUUCCGCUACCGCCGCCGCUCCCGCUCUAGCUCCCGCUCCAGCGAGCCGUCGCCGUCGCGGGACGCGUCUCCCGGCGGCGCCGGGGGCCCGGGCUUCGCCUCCACGGACAUCUCCAUGUACACGCUCAGCCGCGACCCGUCCAAGGGCAGCGUGGCCGCGGGGCUGGCGAGCGCCGGUGCCGGCGGCGGGGCGUACGGCGGCGCGGCGGGGGGCGCGGGGACCGGCGGCGGCGGUGGCGGCGGCGGCGGCGGCGGCGGCGGCGGCGGGGCGGGCGCCGAGCGGGACCGCGGGGGGGCGUCCGGCUUCCUCACGCUGCACAACGCUUUCCCCAAGGAGGCGGGCGGCGGCGUCACGGUCACGGUCACCGGGCCGCCCGCCGCGCCCGCGCCCGCACCGUCCGCGCCCGCCGCGCCCGCCCCCGGGACCCUGGCCAAGGAGGCCGCGGCCUCCAACACCAACACGCUCAACAGGAAAACCACGCCCGUGUAGGGGCGCGACAGGGGGCGCCGAGGGGGGCGUGUCCGGGGCGCGUGCGCGGGCGCGCGUGCAACGAGGCUGCCAGGGGUCGGGGGCGCCCCCCUCCUUCCCCGUGAGCGCGCUGGAGACUGCUUGGCCUUCCCCCGCGCCCCCUCCCCACCUCCCGGGCGUGGGGGAGCAUCCCCCACCCUCCGAAUCAGGGACCCCAAGGGAGGGGAAGGGAAGGGAAGGGAGGGGGCCGUUGGGAGGGAGCGUCGUGUUUUAUUUUUUUGUGGGUUGGGGGAGGGGGGAGGGCUGUGGUGUUUUUUGCAGUUUUGAGAUGUUUUCUUUUUAAUGUUUUGCUGUGUGCAUGUGGGGGCGGGGCAGGAGGAAGGGACUCCCAGCCCAGCCCAAUUCCUGGAGAGGGGCCCAGAACACAUGAAUAUAGAGUUAUACCUACAAACUAUAUAUAUGCUCUAUAUAAAUAAGUAGAAAGGUAAAGAGAUGGGGUACAGAAAGGCAAAGUGACUACGGGUGGACGUGGGCGUUCAUUCACUUCUUCAUCAUUCCACAAGCACCUGCUAUGUACCAGGAUGGCACUACGGAGGGAGCAUAAAAAAGCACACAGAGGGACUCGUUCAUUCACUACCAGCAAUUUAAUUGUGUACUUGCGAACAAUUUAUUUGGGUACUUACGUACAAUUUAUUUGUGUGCUAAGCAUUGUGGGGAAUGCUGAGCCCACAGAAGGGAGGAAGACAAACAGGGUCCCCAACAUCCUCAGAGAAUUUACAUCUUGUGCACAAGGCAGACGUUCAUCAAAGAACUGUGUUCAUAAACAAGUUACAGUUAAGACAAAAGAGGAAUUCAAAAUGCUACAAAAUGCUCCAUCAGGGAGGCUUCACCCAGUUUAAAAGGAAGGGAUAUUUUAGCUGACACUGAAAGGAUGGCAGGAAGCCAGCCAAGUGAAGCUAGAGGCAAGAGUCUCAGCCAGAGAACAGGAUAUGCAAAGGCCCUGGGGCAAGAAGAGCUUCCAGAGAAGACGCCUGUAUGUUGUGUGAGCUAGGUGCAGAUGGAAGAAGAUAGGCUGGAGAUGUAGACAGGGCCAGACUGCCCAGGGACUUGUAGGUCAGAACAAGAGUUUCGGUUUUAUUCUGAGGGCCAUGGGGAGCCAUGGAAUGGCUUUAAACAGGAUCAUAACAUGAAUGAUAUACAAAGGGAGGCAAGAACUCAAGAGACGAAGGUGAGAGGCAGAGGUGCACUGAAAUACAGCAUCAAACACAAGUACUGGCCCUUAAAACUCACACUCUGUGAAGGGAAGCAGAUAAUUACACAAAUACUGAAGUGUAGGCAUAGUGUCUGGUGUGCAGGAGAAGCACUGGGACUUUGAAAUUCAUGUUUCACUCAUUCAUUAAUUCAGCCAUUCCCUCCUUGACAUUUUUGAGCAUCUCCUAACAUGCCACGCAGUGUGUUAGAAUCAGGAUCCCCAGUGAUGCUUCCAAGGAGGAGUCAAAAACUGAAAUCAGGCGGAGCAAUCGGUGCUGGGCACCCUGGACAGAGAACAAGAGAACAGAGUGACCCAAUGCAGGACUUGGCAGUACUCAGGGAAACUUCCUGGAGACCGUCAGGGCCAGCCUAGGUUUCAAAAGAAUGAUUAGGAGCCUACCAGGCAAUGAAGGGGGUGAGGAAGGCCUUCGUAGCAAAAGACCAAGCUGGGCCCAGGCGGGGGCGAAAGAGUGCGAUGCACCGGGGCCGGGGCGCAGCCUUCCUAGGUGCAGAAGGUCAGAGUCGGCGUGGGAGGUAAGACCAGAGAGGCAGCGAGGGGCCAGAGUCUAAAGGUGCUGGGCUUUCAGCCUGAGGGGUUUGGACUUUGUUCUAAGGGUGGCAGGAGACACAGAAGAGUUUUCAGUAGAUGAAGAGCAGGAUCAGACAUGGGUGUUAGAGGGAGCCACCUGGGAUGUGGGAAAGGGGUGGACGGGAGGCUGAUGCUGUGGGAUAGAUGAGAGAGGAUGGCAGCUGAGCUGGGAAGGGGCUGUAGGGGUAGAUGGAUGGGGGGUGGAUUUGAAGGUCACAGAAGGGACAGCGCUUAGUGGGUUUCCCUUCAUUUGCUCAGCAAAUAUUUCCCAAGUUCCCUUGUGUGCUAGGCCCUGUGCUCGGUGACGCUGGGGGUGCAGAGAGGGUUCAGAGCCUGUCAUGCCCUCCAGGGGCUCCCAGUCUGGUGCAAAGUCAGACAUCAACACAAGAUGGGGGACCAGAGGAGCAGUUAGCCAUGAUGCCCUGCUUCCAGGGGCUCCACCAGCCUCUACCUUGAUAACAUUGGGCAGCAGAAAGGGGUGGAAGAGAGGAGGGACAUGGGCCCAGACCUGGGUAUUGGGAACUUCCCGCUGGGGCCCUGUGGGUGGACCUGAAGGCCUGGAGGGCAGGGGUCCAGGGAGGAAUUCCACAGGGGCAGUGUUGGAAAGAGAUGCUGGGAAGUGUAGGGAUUGGAAUACAACUAGUGGAACAGAGGGGAACUUUGUGUAGGAAUGACAGAUGGAGAGAAGAGGGACCGGGGAAGUGGAGUUAAAAGAGACAAAUGGAGGGGAGGGGUGCAUAACUGGUUCUAGAGAUGAAAGGCCAAACAUAAAUCAAGAAAGAGGUGGAGGGUGAGCAGAAGGGAGAGAGAUGGGGAGAUGGGGAGGAGGGAAUUUGGGGGAGGAUGAGGGCAACAGAGACCAAAACGAGGUGAGUCACAGGGAUAUAGGAAAAAGUCAAAGACACAGUAAGGUGAUCCGGAGAGGGAGAAAAAAGGACAUGAGAGAUUGACCCAAAGAUGCACAAAUCAGAACAGAGAAGUCUUGGAGAUGCAAAAACAGGGGGAAAAAAACACACAGAGGUGGAGUGGUGGAACUGCAGAGGAAGAUGUAGGGAUAUGCCAAGAAAGAAAUAUAGAGACUUAGAAGCAAGCACAGUGUAUAGGAAAGGUCCAUUUCUUUUCUUUUGUUUCAGUCUUUGAGAAAUAUUCAUUGAGCACAAAUCUGUUCCAGGCCAGUCUAGGUGCAAGGAAUGGUGAACACAUAGCUGAGGUCUUGCCCUCCUGGAACUCACAGGAGAGAAAAGCAAUCAACAGUAAGAAUUUCCGCUACGGAGAAGUGCUUUAAAAAGGGAGCAAGAUAUGGUGACUGUAGAUGAGGUGCCUCGGGAAGGACUCUGCAGAGGUAACAAGGGUUUUGAGAAGGGAAGGGCUUGACAAGCACUCUGGCCACCAGAGGCAACACGAAAGCCCUGAGGAGCCACAGAUUUUCCAGGAAGCCCCCUGCUGGGCAGAUGAACAAGGGUGAGGUCAGAAGCAUGGGCUGGGGGCUAGUCACAUAGGAACUUGUUACCCUGGGAAGAAAUCUGAAUUUUAUUCUAGACUUGAUGGGAUGAGCAGAAGCAUGACGUGCUUCUAUUUUUAUUUAAAAAGAAAGUAACAGAAUCACUCUGCUGUGUUGAGAACAGAAUUAGGAAUAAACCUGGAGGCAAGGAGUUAAGCAGCUGUCGUCCUUGUCCAGCUGAGGCUGAUAGUGGCCUGGACCAGUGUGAAAUCGGUGAGGAUGGAGAGAAAUGGGAGAACAGGGCAUGGGAUUUUAGAGGGAGAGCUUAUGGUGGUGGUGAACUGGACGUAGCAAAGGAGGGAAAGAAAAGCUACAGAGAAAGAGGAAAUCUUUUAACUGGGCACGUGAAGCUAGGUGCUGCUGCUGUGUGUGGCCUGGAAGGGGGUCACCAAGGGAAGGGAUGAAGAUUUUUGUAGGAGGAAUCAAGCAAACUCCUUGGGACAUGACAGGUUGGAGAUGCCUGUCAGAAAUCCAAGCUGGGGUAUCAGGUAGCCAGCUGGAUAUCUGAGACCAGAGUUUGGGAGAGAGGUCAUGAUUGUGAAUAUAAAUUUUGGAAGUGUCAGCAUUUAGGAGAUAGCAUAUUUAGAGCCUCAGGUCUGGAUGAGGUGAUGUGGGAGGUAAAUGCAGAGAAGUGACUCUGGCCAGAACCUUGGGGGUGUCUGCAUGGGGCAGAGGGAGAGGAGGAUGUAGUUAAAGGAGCCAGAAGGAGUGACCAUGAAGGAGGCGGAGACCAGGAGGAAAUGACCAGCGGUGCUGAUGAGGCUGAGAAUCUGAGGGAUCCAUGGAGCAAAGUGGACGUCAGUUAGAUAACAUGACCCUGAUAAGAGGUCACUGCCGUGCAGUGGUGGGGACUGGAGUCCUGCCUGAGUGACUGGAAGCAAGAGACUGUGGGAGGGGAAGGGAGGUCAGGCCAUCUUUGGUUAUGAAAGUGACAAGAACUUUCCCACCAAAGAAAGUUCAUACCCUUUCUGUGAAAGGAGAGAAAAGAAGACAGGCAGACAGGGAAGACAGAGGAAAGAAACAUACCCCUUGAAAGGAGAGAGCUGUUAUAGCAGGCAAGGAGAAAGAUGGGGGAGACCCCAGGGCCGGAAGGGGAAGGUGGAUUCAGGAGGCAGGGUAGGGAGCUGCAGGAAGGUGUCUGAUUUCUCAGAAUGAAGGUGCCCGUGGGUGGACCUCACCCAGCACUGCUCAGCCUACCUCCCAGCUCAGGUUGCUGUCAGCCCCAGGCACAUUCUCGGAUUCCCCUCUGGGUCCUGCCAAGGCCUGGGAAGACCCUGGGAGGUCAAGGAAAGAACAGGUUUCACUCAUUCAUUAUAGAAGCAGUCCCUGGGGCCUUCCAGGUGCCAGGCCCUGCAAUCUCAGAGCUGGGAGCUCAGAUCUGAAGACAAUCAGCCAAUCAAAACAUGAAGGGAGGUGUGGGGCCCUUGGGCACUGAGGAAAUGCGGCAGACACCUUCCCUAGCUUGGGAGGGGAUGUCUGUGCAUCACCACCUCACUUUUCAUUCAAAUCAGGUAUGCACAUUUCCAAAGGCCUCCUGGGUAUAUGGGGUGUGGGCUGGGCAGUGCUGAGGACAAUGAGAUGAGUUUCUCUUGCACCUGGGCCCUGCCCCAGGCUGGUGAGAGAGCAGAACUCAGGGCAAUGCGUGCUCCAGUGUAAGCAGCACUGGGCCCUUGGGCGUCCAGAGCAGGUGGACAGAGAAGGCCAGGGUCCACCAGGUCUGGCCGGAGCAGCCAACCAUGGGCCAAGGAGUUGAUGAAAGGUGGGUCCUAUUUGGGCCAUCGCAGAGGGGCUGAGGGAGGGGGUGAGGGGUGAAGAUCAGGCCCUGCUGCCAUUCCACACGGCUGUCCCCGUCCCUGCCCCUGGGGGAGCUGAAACUGCAUGGAAGGUCCCCCAGGGGUGCCCCGUCUAAUAAACUCGAUAAAGAGGACUACGGCUCUGGUUCCCACACCCCGACACCAGCUUCUCUCUCCCCGAGGCCAGCGUGAAUCUGCCCUUCCAUCCUUCAAGAUGCAAGGGAUCUGGGCCCUAGUCUCCUUCCUCAGGCCUGGGGUCCAGGCCCCCAGCCAUCUUCCCUCAGACCCAAGGGUCCAGGCCCCCAGCCCCUCCUCCCUCAGACCUAGGGGUCCUGCAUCUCUCCCCCUCUUCCCUCGGACCCCGCAGUCCAGGCGCCCAGCCCAUCCGGGCCUGCUCCGGACCAAAACUGAUUUCCCUGCCCUGUCCCCUCUCCUGCCACCUAGGAGAUAGGACCCUCGGCUCCCGCCUUUGCCCCUUAAGGAAGUAGAAGU